Messenger RNA from Limulus polyphemus (Atlantic horseshoe crab), 1026 nucleotides. Its product is annotated as purine nucleoside phosphorylase-like. Gene Ontology annotation, biological process: nucleoside metabolic process. Gene Ontology annotation, molecular function: purine-nucleoside phosphorylase activity. NCBI's taxonomy places the organism in Eukaryota, Metazoa, Arthropoda, Merostomata, Xiphosura, Limulidae. The annotation marks the transcript as partial. Gene Ontology annotation, cellular component: cytoplasm. The transcript has 5 exons. The record is from RefSeq and is a predicted model, not a curated record.
AUACUCCUAUGAAAGUAUUGAGUCUAUAAUUAAAUUCAUCUUGAGUCGAACCAGUCAGAGGCCAGAGAUUGGUAUCAUCUGUGGUACUGGAAUGGGUGGAUUGGCUGAUAUAUUAUAUGAGAAGGAAAGCUUUCCUUAUAAAGAGAUUCCAGACUUUCCUGUUAGCACAGUACCUGGACAUUUAGGUUUCCUUGUUUUUGGCAAGUUGAAUGGAACACAGGUUAUCUGUAUGCAAGGACGUUUCCACGUUUAUGAAGGUUAUUCUGUGUGGAAAUGUGUCAUGCCAAUACGAGUGAUGAAGCUGAUUGGUGUAAGAGUAUUGAUAAUUACCAAUGCUGCUGGGAGUGUAAACCAAAACUUCUCUGUGGGUGACAUUAUGCUAAUCAAAGACCACAUAAACUUUUCGGGACUUGGUAGCAAUAAUCCUUUGCGUGGUAAAAAUGAUGACAGAUGGGGUCCACGUUUUUCACCCAUGAGUGAUGCCUACGACUUAAGGCUUCGACAACUUGUACGUACAAUAGCUAAAAAGUUAGACCUGGACAAGUACCUAAAAGAGGGUGUUUACUGCAUGAUUGGAGGCCCGUCCUAUGAAACUGUUUCUGAAAUUCAACUACUGAAACUACUGGGGGCAGAUGCAGUCGGUAUGAGUACAGCUCACGAGGUCAUUGCUGCUCGUCACUGUGCGAUUAGAGUAAUCGGAAUCUCUCUAAUCACCAACAGUUGUGUCAUGAAACAUGACUCUGAAGAGAUGCCGGCCAAUCAUGAAGAGGUGAUGGAAGUAGGGAAUUUACACAAGAAGGACUUGGAAAAACUUGUGACCGAAAUAAUUAUGAAUAUAGAUACUGUUUAAUGUUUAACUAGAUGGUACAAACCACUUCGCGGUGACCGUUUAUUCUUGUGACACUACUCCUGUUGACACAUGGUACCACGGUGACCGUUUAUUCUUGUGACACUACUCCUGUUGACACCGAGAAUCUAGUUUAUUCUAUGUUUAUGCACGUAUGUUAGAAUAUAGGGUAUAUUUUA